Messenger RNA from Miscanthus lutarioriparius, 606 nucleotides. NCBI's taxonomy places the organism in Eukaryota, Viridiplantae, Streptophyta, Magnoliopsida, Poales, Poaceae. The record is from the annotation of a GenBank genome assembly.
AUGGAGGUCCAGCAGGGAGGAGCCCCUGCCCCAGCGGCGGAGCUAGUGGUCUCCCUCCGCGAGUUCACGCUGUCGGACGCGGACGCGGAGGCGUUCAUGUCGUGGGCGUCGGACCCUCGCGUGGUCCGCUUCCAGCGCCGCGACGCCUACGAGCACGUCGACCAGGCCCGCCGGUACAUCGCCGACCACGUCCUGCCUCACCCGUGGUACCGCGCCAUCUGCGCCGGCGCCGGCGCGCCCCUCCCCGUGGUCGGGUCCAUCUCCGUGAAGCCGGGACCCGCCGAGGACGGGCGGCUGUUCAGGGCGUCCGUGGGGUACCGCGUGGCGCACGCGCACUGGGGCCGCGGCGUGGCGACGCGCGCGGUGCGGGCAGCGGCCGAGGCCGUGUUCGCGGCGUGGCCGUGGCUGCUGCGGCUGGAGGCCGUGGCCGACGUGGAGAACCCGGCGUCGCAGCGCGUGCUGGAGAAGGCCGGGUUCGUCAGGGAGGGCGUGCUGCGGAAGUACAUCCUGCUCAAGGGCCGGCCCAGGGACAUGGUCAUGUUCAGCAUCGUCGUCGAUGCGGAUACGGACCGUCGGCGGCAGCAGAACAAGCCCGAUGGGCCGUAG